CUGGUUUCCAGAAUGGAGGAGCCACCGUCAAUGGAGAUGUCUUUCAGGAGUCCAACGGCCCCACGGAUGCCUACGCAGCCAUAGCCAAGGCUGACCGGCUGACCCAGGAGCCUGAGAGCAUCCGCAAGUGGAGGGAGGAGCAGAAGAAGCGCCUGGAAGAGCUGGAUGCAGCAUCGAAGGUGACUGAGCAGGAGUGGCGUGAGAAGGCCAAGAAGGACCUGGAGGAGUGGAACCUGCGUCAGAAUGAGCAGGUGGAGAAGAACCGAGCAAACAAUAGGAUCGCUGACAAAGCCUUUUACCAGCAGCCGGACGCCGAUAUCAUUGGCUACGUGGCAUCGGAGGAAGCAUUCCUGAAGGAAUCCAAGGAGGAGACCCCGGGCUCUGAGUGGGAGAAGGUGGCCCAGCUGUGUGAUUUCAACCCCAAGAGCAGCAAGCAGAGCAAGGAUGUGUCGCGGAUGCGCUCGGUGCUCAUCUCCCUCAAACAGACGCCCCUGUCCCGCUAGCUGUGCCUGGCACAGCCAGGGCUCACCCAGCCAGGCAUGGAGCAGCCAGGAAGGGCCUCCCGCUGCCUGCUCCCUCGGCUGUGCUCCACUCACUGGUUGUAACUCUCCCCAUGGUUUUCCUAUGCUUAAAAGGUG
Molecule: messenger RNA, 638 nt
Organism: Acanthisitta chloris (rifleman)
Lineage: Eukaryota; Metazoa; Chordata; Aves; Passeriformes; Acanthisittidae
Gene: CLTB
Product: clathrin, light chain B
Exons: 5
Biological process (GO): intracellular protein transport; clathrin coat assembly; clathrin-dependent endocytosis
Cellular component (GO): postsynaptic endocytic zone cytoplasmic component; plasma membrane; clathrin coat of trans-Golgi network vesicle
Molecular function (GO): clathrin heavy chain binding; structural molecule activity
Source: RefSeq, a predicted model, not a curated record